Molecule: messenger RNA, 981 nt
Organism: Recurvomyces mirabilis
Lineage: Eukaryota; Fungi; Ascomycota; Dothideomycetes; Mycosphaerellales; Teratosphaeriaceae
Gene: rec14
Product: Ski complex subunit Rec14
Exons: 2
Coding region: 1-981 (326 amino acids)
Cellular component (GO): nucleus
Molecular function (GO): protein binding
Source: RefSeq, a predicted model, not a curated record
AUGUCGAAACAAUACCUGCAAACACACACUCUUCCCGACGCUCAUCCCACCGACAUCUUCUCACUCGCCGUCACCUCCUCACAGCUACUCUCAGCCUCCGGCUCGUCAAGCAUACGAAUACACAGUACGAAAGGCCAAGUAAUACAUGCGGACAGUGCAGACGACGAACAUCCAUACCCGCUUGUACAGACACUAGAAAAAGUCCAUCCAUUGGGCUGCCAUCACGUCUGCACAAGUCUCGAUGGCAAGAUAGCAGCAAGCUCCGGCUUCGGCGGCGAGCUAAAGAUAUGGCAAUGCAAUGAGGAAGGCACAUGGAGCGCCAAGUCCGAACUGAAGCCAGACGAGAAGAAAGCAGGCGAGCACUGGGCCGUGUCCCUGAACGAAAGCGGCCAAUACCUCGCCUGCACAACCCACGACGGCCGAAUAAACGUCUACAACACCGUCGCCACCCCACCGGAGAAAUUCGCCCAAUACGAAACCAAAGGCAGCUUCGGCAUGAGCGUCGACAUCAGUCCCAAUGGAUCCAUGACCGCCUGCGGCCACCAGAACGGCGGCAUCUACAUCUUCAACAACAGCACCCAACGCCUCGCCCACUCCCUCAGCGGCUUGAUAAAACCCGUCCGCAGCGUAAAAUUCAGCCCGGCGAACAAAUAUCUCGCUGCCGCUGGCGACGCACGAAUAAUAGCACUCUACGACACGCAAUCUGGGGAGCAAGUCGCCAACUUGACGGGCCAUGCGAGCUGGAUCAUGAGUCUGGAUUGGAAUUGGAGCGGGGAGUUCUUGCUUAGUGGCGGGUUCGAUGGGAAGGCGAAGAUCUGGAGUGUGGAGAGGCGGGAAUGUGUGGCGACGCAGACGGAGAGUGAGAAGUGUCUUUGGGCGGUCAAGUGGUUGCCGAGGAGUGCGGCGGCGAGGAAUGAGACGUUUGUUGCUGCUGGGGCGGGGAGGACGUUGUGUUUUUAUCGCGAGGCUAGUGGGACUUGA